GGCGGCGGAGCGGGCCAUGGCCGCGGCGGGCAGCGGCGUGGCGGCGGCGGCGGCGGAGGCGGGCGCGGCGUUCAGCACCGCGAACAGCGGCCGGGUGAACGGGCUGAGCCGCCCGCCCGGCGCCAUCGCCAUGAAGGAUCACGACGCCAUCAAGCUCUUCGUGGGGCAGAUCCCGCGUAACCUGGAGGAGAGCGACCUCAAGCCGCUCUUCGAGGAGUUCGGCCGCAUCUACGAGCUCACCGUGCUCAAGGACCGCUUCACCGGCAUGCACAAAGGCUGUGCCUUCCUCACCUACUGCGCCCGCGACUCGGCCCUGAAGGCGCAGAGCGCCCUGCACGAGCAGAAGACGCUGCCGGGGAUGAACCGCCCCAUCCAGGUGAAGCCGGCCGACAGCGAGGGCCGAGGAGAAGACAGGAAGCUCUUUGUGGGCAUGCUGGGGAAGCAGCAGAGCGAGGACGAUGUCCGGCGCCUCUUCGAGCCCUUCGGCCAGAUUGAGGAGUGCACCAUCCUGCGAGGGCCCGACGGAGCCAGCAAAGGUUGUGCCUUUGUGAAGUACGGCAGCCACGCCGAGGCACAGGCUGCCAUCAACAGCCUGCAUGGCAGCCAAACCAUGCCGGGAGCCUCCUCCAGCCUGGUGGUGAAGUUUGCGGACACGGACAAGGAGAGGACCCUGCGGCGGAUGCAUCAGAUGGCCGGGCAGCUGGGCAUCUUCAACCCCAUGACCAUCCAGUUCGGCGCCUACGGGGCCUACACGCAAGCGAUCAUGCAGCAGCAGGCAGCCCUGAUGGCGGCUGCGCAGGGCACCUGCCUCAACCCCAUGGCUGCCAUCGCGGCCGCCCAGAUGCAGCAGAUGGCCGCCUUCAACGUCAGCGGGCUGGUGGCUGCUCCCCUCACCCCAUCUUCAGGUACGAGCACUCCCCCCGGCAUCAGCACGGCGCCGGUGCCCAGCAUCGCCACGCCGAUCGGCGUCAACGGCUUCAGCCCGCUGCCGCCGCAGACCAACGGGCAGCCCGCCUCGGAGACCAUCUACACCAACGGCAUCCACCCCUACCCAGCUCAAAGCCCCACGGUGGCAGAUCCCCUCCAGCAAGCCUACGCAGGCAUGCAGCACUAUGCAGCAGCGUAUCCCACCGCUUACGCGCCCAUCAGCCAGGCCUUCCCCCAGCAGGCGCCCAUCAUCCCGCAGCAGCAGCGAGAAGGUCCCGAGGGCUGUAACCUGUUCAUUUAUCACCUGCCCCAGGAGUUCGGGGACGCAGAGCUCACGCAGAUGUUUUUGCCUUUCGGCAACGUCAUCUCUGCCAAAGUCUUUGUAGACCGUGCCACCAACCAGAGUAAAUGCUUUGGUUUCGUCAGUUUUGACAAUCCGACGAGCGCUCAGGCAGCCAUUCAGGCCAUGAACGGCUUCCAGAUCGGCAUGAAGAGGCUAAAAGUCCAGCUAAAGCGGCCGAAAGAUGCCAACAGACCCUACUGACCCCUGCUCAGCCUGGCCCUGCGGAGAGGUUGGGUGUCCCGGGGUGUCUGACGACUUUCCCCUUCCCCAAGUGCAGUAUCCAAACCCGUAACUCUCUUUCUUUGCAACACACCCCGGAGGAGGCACAGGAGGAGGAGAUGGAGGAGCAGCGAAGAAGAGAGCCAUUCUGGUCGUAGCUUUUCUUUCCUUUUUUGAUUACUUUUACCCCAAACUGGUCUUGUUUGUUACUGAACGGGAACACGAGCGAGGAGGACGAGGAAGGAGGAGAGCGACGCGGCUCCGGGGCUGAGGUUCGCCGCCGGCCGCGUGCCGGGACUCAACGCCUCCCUCGCCGGGAGACGGGCGGAGGGCAGCCGGGAUCCACUUUGUGGCUGGUGGUUUUGAAAGCACUCACUUGCUGCUACCGAUUUCCCAGGAGAAACGAGGAAAAGAGGCUCCAAAUGGAUUCUUAAACCAAAGCCGGUGGGACGGGACCAGCCUCGGGCGCUUCACCUGGAGGAUGCUUGGUUGGAAAAGGAAAAAGGAAAAGGGGCAAGAUUUGCUUUUUCCCCACGUCAGGGGGAGGAGAAAAGACAAGGAUCAAAGUAUGUUGGACUUAUAGAAGAUAUAUAUAAAUAAGUAUAUAUAUAUAUAUAUCCCACGGAGCGGGGCAGCGGGACACGCGCUUCCCCUGCUUGUCACUGGCACAGGGACAUAGGAUUACUUGUUUCAGAGUCAUAUCAUUCCUUAGAGUUUAGGGACCAAAGGACUAUUGCUUUUUUUAAAUAUAUCUAUAAAUAAAUUAAUUUAAAAAAAUUAAAACAAAACACACAGAAAAAAAAAAAAAAACAAAAAA
Pezoporus flaviventris is the source of this 2306-nucleotide messenger RNA. RefSeq names its product CUGBP Elav-like family member 6 (gene CELF6). NCBI's taxonomy places the organism in Eukaryota, Metazoa, Chordata, Aves, Psittaciformes, Psittacidae. The record is from RefSeq and is a predicted model, not a curated record. Bases 17 to 1471 code for a protein of 484 amino acids. Gene Ontology annotation, biological process: mRNA splice site recognition; regulation of alternative mRNA splicing, via spliceosome. Gene Ontology annotation, cellular component: nucleus; ribonucleoprotein complex; cytoplasm. The transcript has 13 exons. Gene Ontology annotation, molecular function: mRNA binding.